Messenger RNA from Pristis pectinata (smalltooth sawfish), 3006 nucleotides. It is a transcript of the gene cd81a, whose product is annotated as CD81 molecule a. NCBI's taxonomy places the organism in Eukaryota, Metazoa, Chordata, Chondrichthyes, Rhinopristiformes, Pristidae. The transcript is spliced from 8 exons. The record is from RefSeq and is a predicted model, not a curated record. Bases 184 to 891 code for a protein of 235 amino acids. Gene Ontology annotation, cellular component: membrane.
CGGUGGGUGUCACAGCGCCGUGAUUGAUUGGCUGGUUGGAAUUUUGGGGGCUGUCUGCCUGUGAUUGGGUAGGUCUGUUGGGAGGGCGGUGCGGUAUUGAGAGGUUCUUCGUUGCUUCUGGCUAGUCAACCUUAUCGAGUUGCUGUUGGUGGAAGAUUUGGCGUGUGAAUACUUAACGGAGCCAUGGGCGUGGAAGGUUGCAUGAAGUGCAUCAAAUACCUGCUGUUUGUUUUCAAUUUCCUUUUCUGGCUUGCAGGAGGAGUGGUUCUCGGUGUGGCUCUCUGGCUCAGACAUGAUCCUCAAACAACUCAAGUGCUGGAUACACACUUUGAAGAUAAGUCGGCCCCAAACACCUUCUUCAUAGGAGUCUACAUCCUGAUUGGUGUUGGAGCUGUGAUGAUGAUUGUCGGUUUUCUCGGUUGCUAUGGUGCCAUCCAGGAAUCCCAAUGCAUGCUGGGAACGUUCUUCGUCUGUCUGGUGGUUCUGUUUGCUUGUGAGGUUGCUGCCGGGAUCUGGGGAUUCGUACACAAGGAUGAGGUGGCCAAUGAGUUUAAGACAUUCUAUGACCAAGCCUCCACUGCUUACAUGAUGCCACUGCAAAGCAAAGAAAAGAAGGAUCAGGCUAAAACUGUGUUAGUGACCUUGCAUAAUGCGUUGGACUGCUGUGGAAGCAACAUUAUAAGCAGGGCGCUCACUUCUGAGCUCUGUCCCAAACAGAAGGGAAUAGGUGUCAUGAAGCUGGUCGACUGCAGUACACGGAUCAAUGAGCUGUUUACUAAGAAGCUGUACAUUAUUGGGAUCGCUGCUGUCAUCGUUGCAGUUAUCAUGAUCCUGGAGAUGAUUUUCAGCAUGGUACUGUGCUGUGGGAUCCGAAACAACUCUGUGUACUAGAGGCCUGCCUCCUGCUGCCACCUCACAGGACGGCUGGUGAGCACAGCAGAUAGAAAAGCUUUGUAGUGGAAUAGACCUAGUCAUUAAAAUACCCAAACUAAUCCUGUUCUCUGUGAUGUUGCCACUUGUCAUGCUCAGUUUUAAAAAAAUAUAUAUAUAUUAUGUUUUUUAUAUAUUAUAUAAAAUCAUCUCUCCUGGCAUUGACGGUUCUCCCUUGGUGCUAAGCGCAGCUUAUGCUGGAGAAUUUGGUGUGCAGAUAACAUCUGAUACCUAUUCAUUAGGUCUACAGCAAGCACAUCAUGUCCUCCAUCAAACAGUGCUUUUGAGCUGCAGCAAAGUCACAAAUUUGAGUUAGGAUGUUGAGGCAAUAAGAGACUGGACACCCAUAGUGCUGCUGGAGGGGGCUCAAUGCUCCUAUUGAUCUGAAGCCUUGGGGUUUGUUUGUGUGUACGUAUGUGUGUGGUGUGUGUGUGUGUUUUUUAAAUUGGAAUCUAAAUUGACAGUUUCAGACAACUACACCAGUUGUGAACCGUCUUGUGCCCAAAGUUUGCAUUCAACUUGUGCAAACUUUCUAAGUGAUUGUACUGAUUUCAAAGUUUUGAUCUUUCUUCCCAUUGUACUGCAGGUACCUUUUAAAAGUAUACAUGUAUAAUAUAGCCAGUGCAGUGAGUAACUUAUGAUGGGGGCUGGUCACAGUACCUGGCCGGUUGCUUGCUUGAUUUGUUUCUUGUGUAUCACUUGUAUCCAGUUAAAUAACAUAGUCUAAAUGAAGUACAGGAAUCUGGGCUGUGCCCCCACCCACCCAAAAGCCUCUGCUGAAUUUUAAAGUCUUGUGUAUUGAUGUAAACUAAAAGAUUCUUCUGCCUGUAUGUUCAGGUAAUUAUUUUUGUUUUUUAUAUUGGGAUUUCAGAUACAUUGGGAUCUUUAUGCUUGAAGCCCAGCCAGUGUUUGUGACAUCCUCAGCCUGAAGGCCUCACAUAGUUAACCAGUAUUUUGAGAAAUUGCUUGUGUAUAAUCUCCAAUGCUUGGCUUUCAGACUGCUGCUGCCUUUGAUAAAAAUCUUUGCAUUUUACCAUUUAAAAUGGAGUCAACCAUUUCAUUCUAACAGAGUCCCGAAGGAACCAUAAUGAGCAGAUCUGGACACAGUACUUUUAAAUCCAUUUCUACAUUCUGACUGCUUAAGCAUGGAAGUGAUGGUGCUACAUGGAUACUGAGCUGUGGCUUCUGCCAGAGUUUGUGUUGGGACAGAAUCUGGAACAUUUCUCUCAAAGCUUCUCCAUUAUGUGCCUAGAACAUAAAACAUUUUCUUUCUGCUAGGGCUUCCUACAAGUUGACAGAACAGUGCCUUUGUCUCUGUGUCAAAGCCAAUUGUGGUUUCCCUUAGUUAAUUGAAUGGCAGGAGGUUGAGUAAACAUGGGAGCUGAGAUUUGAGAGUCCACUUGCUACCCUAGGGAAACCUUGACCACAACAAUGCAUUUAGCAGCUGCAUCCUAUGUUCAAAAGGAAGGUGAUUGAUUAUUGAUCAGUCAGCCAAUAGCAUCUUUAAUAAUUUGAUUUUUCUCUAGACCUCAUCCCUAGAAAUUGAGGGGUCUUGAUCUGGGGAGCAGUUAUUGCCUUUCCCUAUUUCCUCCAUUCAUGUAAAACAUGUACAGUUUACUUGUUAAGAAUUGGGUACAUUUUGUUCAAUGUUAAUGAUUUGUAUCUUAAGUCUGGUUCAGAGUGUACUUGUCAGAAAUGAGUUUGCCUUCAGAAUGGAAAGAGUGCUAACUGGUGUAGUGUUUAAUUUACAAAGGGAUGCUUUAAGGAGAUGAUUGAUGACCCUUGAUUCAUUUGUGUAGCUAGCUGCAGAGAUGGUUGGUUGCACAGACAUAUUGCCACCAACAAUUUCCAAUGAAGUGCCCAUUUACUUUUGUCAGGCUACCUUUCUAUCACAGAUGUUUAGAAGGGCUUGGCUGUUUUGAUUGUGAUGUCUUGAAUUGGUUGAACCUUUAUAUACAUUGGAUUAUAUUACAUGUAAUGUGUCCCAUAUUUUUAGCAUGUCUGCAUCCACAGGGUUUGUAUACAACUUGCCUGUUCUGUGAAUACGUAACAAUAAAGAUCACUUCCUUUAACACA